Molecule: messenger RNA, 570 nt
Organism: Parnassius apollo (apollo)
Lineage: Eukaryota; Metazoa; Arthropoda; Insecta; Lepidoptera; Papilionidae
Source: the annotation of a GenBank genome assembly
AUGAUAGAGAGUCGCGGAGAUGGACUGAUAGUAGCGCCCAUGAAAAACAAAAACCCUCUCGUCAUCUUGAAAGAUGUGUUUGUGGAUAGCGAAGACGAUGAAAUAAUCAAGGCGCUCCACGCUCAGAACAAAGACAUCUUUGUGGGCCUACCUGAAGGGGAAAUGGAAAUGGUGAUAAAAUAUAAAAAACGCACAAGAAAUUUCAAAACAGUACAUAUCAUUCUGCAGGUAAAGCCCAAUGUAUGGCAGAGGAUGACGGAGGCUGGAGCCCUCUAUCUGGACCUUCAAAGGGUCAGAGUCGAGGACCAGUCCCCGCUCAUCCAAUGCACGAAGUGUCUUGCGUUCGGACAUGGUCGGAAAUUUUGCACCGAGAGUGUGGACAGAUGUAGUCACUGUGGAGGACCGCACCUGCGCGAGAAAUGCGCAGAUUUUACAGCAGGAAAUGAACCGCAGUGCUGCAACUGCUCACACUCUGGAUUGCGGAAAACCGACCAUAACGCGUUCAGUGCCGAGUGCCCAGUACGGAAAAAGUGGGACUACUUGGCUCGUACAAACACGGCCUAUGCAUAA